CGGGCGCGGUGCAGGCGGCGCCAUGAGCAGCGCCCCGACGGGGCCCGCGGCGCCGCGGCUCUGCUGCCUGGAGAAAGGCCCGGACGGGUACGGCUUCCACCUGCACGGCGAGAAGGGCAAGCCGGGCCAGUUCAUCCGCCUGGUGGAAGCCGGCUCGCCGGCCGAGCGCUCCGGGCUGCGCGCCGGGGACCGCCUGCUGGAGGUGGACGGGGCGAACGUAGAGGGGGAGAGCCACCAGCAGGUGGUGGAGCGGAUCCGGGCCGCCGCCGGCUCCGUCCGUCUCCUCGUCGUGCAGCCGCAGCCCGAGGAGCACCCGCAGAAGCCCCCGAGCCCCCCCGACGGCGGCGAGGCUCAGCGGGACCCCCCGGCGGCGGAGCCCGCGGUGCAGGAGCGGAGCAGCGGCGGCAGCGAGCGGGAGCUGCGUCCCCGGCUGUGCCACAUAAAGAAGGGCCCCAAUGGCUACGGCUUCAACCUGCACAGCGACAAGAGCCGCCCGGGGCAGUACAUCCGCGCCGUGGACCCCGACUCGCCAGCCGAGGCAGCGGGGCUGCGUCCCCAGGACCGCAUCGUCGAGGUGAACGGGGCCUCGGUGGAGGGCAAGCAGCACGCGAAUGUGGUGGCCGCCAUCAAGGAGGGUGGCGACGAGACCAAGCUGCUGGUGGUGGACGUCCUCACAGACGAGUUCUUCAAGAAGUGCAAGGUGGUGCCCUCGGAGGCGCACCUGGCAGGUCCCUUGCCAGAACCCGUUGCCAACGGUGAUAUAGAGAAGGAGAACGACGGAGAGCUGCACUCAAACUUGGUGUCCGAGAGGUCCCCUAGCCCUGUGCUGGCCACGUCGCCCGACGGCAGCGAGACCCGCAGUGAGCCCGGCGCGCCAGAGGGUGACAAGCGCAGCUCGGCGUCCGGCUCCCUCCUGGACCUUGACAUCCCGCUGGCUGUGGCCAAGGAGCGAGCCCACCAGAAGCGCACCAGCAAGCGGGCGCCCCAGAUGGACUGGAGCAAGAAAAACGAACUGUUCAGCAACCUGUGAAACCGCCUCGGGGCGGGGGCGAGGGCUCCUGUCCCCACUGUCCCCCCUCUGGCCUCUCCUUUGUUCCUCUCGUCUCCGCCGCCCUGCCGUGGAGGACUGGGUUUGGUGGCUGGUGGGCGUCCCCAGGAGGGUGAGCGGAGGGGGGCUGGGGGUGCCCCCACUUCCAGCCUGGCCCCGGGUGCUCCCCCAGCCCCGGCUUGAAGUCCUGUGCCCCCGGGUAGGUGUAAAGGAGAGAUCUGGGGGGGGUUGGUGACUUGGGGUGGCCAGGUUUGAUGCCCAACACUUCCGGUCCCCUCUACCAGCUCUUCUCCCACCCCAAACCCCAUCCCUGUUCCUGUCCCCUUCCGAAUCUCCCUUUUUUUCUUCCAAACCUGAGGCUUUUGGUGACCUCUGCCCAGCCCCAGACUAUGCGAUUCCUCCCAGGUCGGUGCUCAUCCCCCCUGCCUGGCAAUGUCUGUCCACGAUGACCCCGUCCCUUCGCCCCAGACCCCCACAGUCACAGGGACAGGGACAUCCCAUGGCACCUUGCCCCGGGGCUGUUUUGGGAGAAAAGAGGGUGUCCGGAGCAAGCAAUAAUCACCUCCUGUGCUACCACUCACUCCUGGAGGCAGAGACGAUCAGGGUUUGCAUCUUACACUGUUUAAUUUAAAGGGUUCUCAAUAGCCUGUCUUUUUUUUUCCCCUCCAGAAGAAGAGGUUUUCCAAUCACACCGUUUAUUUUUUUUAAAAAAUGUAUUUUGUGGAAAUUCUUCCUGUGGACGUUUUGUUUCCAUGUUUCGCGGUCGGGUGCCGUGCUGACGAGCUCGAGAGAAAUUCUGUUGACUGGAAUAAAUCUUCCUGACUUCACGA
Messenger RNA from Cygnus olor (mute swan), 1878 nucleotides. It is a transcript of the gene NHERF1, whose product is annotated as SLC9A3 regulator 1. Lineage: Eukaryota; Metazoa; Chordata; Aves; Anseriformes; Anatidae. Gene Ontology annotation, cellular component: apical plasma membrane. The transcript is spliced from 6 exons. Bases 23 to 1030 code for a protein of 335 amino acids. The record is from RefSeq and is a predicted model, not a curated record. Gene Ontology annotation, biological process: protein localization to plasma membrane. Gene Ontology annotation, molecular function: signaling receptor binding; protein-membrane adaptor activity.